AUGGACGACGAGGAGGAGACCUACCGGCUGUGGAAGAUUCGCAAGACCAUUAUGCAGCUGUGCCAUGACCGAGGCUACCUGGUGACUCAGGAUGAGCUGGACCAGACACUAGAGGAGUUCAAGGCCCAGUUUGGGGACAAGCCAAGUGAAGGGCGGCCACGGCGCACGGACCUCACAGUGCUGGUGGCCCACAAUGAUGACCCCACUGACCAGAUGUUUGUCUUCUUCCCAGAGGAGCCCAAGGUGGGAAUCAAGACCAUCAAGGUGUACUGCCAGCGCAUGCAGGAGGAAAACAUCACCCGAGCCCUCAUCGUGGUGCAGCAGGGCAUGACACCCUCUGCCAAGCAGUCCCUGGUUGACAUGGCCCCCAAGUACAUCCUGGAACAGUUUCUGCAGCAGGAGCUGCUCAUCAAUAUCACGGAGCACGAGCUGGUCCCAGAGCAUGUCGUCAUGACCAAGGAGGAGGUGACAGAGCUGCUGGCCAGAUAUAAACUCCGAGAAAACCAGCUGCCCAGGAUCCAGGCUGGAGACCCCGUGGCACGCUACUUUGGGAUCAAGAGAGGGCAGGUAGUGAAGAUCAUCCGGCCCAGCGAAACCGCAGGCAGAUACAUCACCUACCGGCUGGUUCAGUAG
Pipistrellus nathusii (Nathusius's pipistrelle) is the source of this 633-nucleotide messenger RNA. The record is from the annotation of a GenBank genome assembly. NCBI's taxonomy places the organism in Eukaryota, Metazoa, Chordata, Mammalia, Chiroptera, Vespertilionidae.